AUACGCUUCCGCGCUGAACCCCACGCAUCCUAACGCGCCCAGCGCGUCCGCUUAUCCGCUCCUUUCAUUAUAACUUUCAUGAGUAGCCAGGCUACACAGGAGCCGGUGCCCAGCUUCGAGGAGGCCGCUCAGGGCCUGGGGCCUGAGGCCACUGGCCUCACAUUGGCGGGAGGGCUGCACACUGGGGGUUGACGAAAGAGCAGAAUGGGCGGAGGAACCCCCCUUAAUCCUUGGGCGCCAGCAUGGACGCCCAGACAGCCGCCCAGCAUUAACGCUGGCGCCAUUGCGGCGGUUCCAUUACAAGUGGAACCUUUUGACUUGAUGCGCCUGCCGGAUGCAGUCGUGACUACGGUUGUAUCGUUUCUGAGCGCGCCGUCAGACGUGGUGCACUGUGCACUGGUCAGCAAGUCUCUGAGGCAGCACACGCAGGAUGCAGAACUGGUUUGCGACACCCGGCGGCUGCGUUCUUCCUCCCUGGACGCGGGGGGACCGGGUGACGAGAGCAAGAAGCGGGAGCUGCUGGAGGGGAUUUCAAAGAGCAUGCCAGGCACAGUGGCGCUGCUGCUGCCCAGCCUGCCGCUGGAAGACAGCGAGCUGCUGCGCUGCGUGGCUUCCCUGCCGCGCCUGCAGCUGCUGGACGUGAGUAGCCGUAAGCUCACGCACAGCGGCGUGACAGCACUGCUGCAGUUGACGGGUGGCGGCGUGCAGGAGGGACAGCAGGACGGCGUGUAUGAGCCGGCUGCCGGCAAGUGCCGCGCGCCGUACUUCAUGCUGAAUCUGCAGCGGUGCUUCCAGCUCACCACGGGCAGCCUGGACGCGCUGCUGGCGGCCCCCGGCCUGGCCUGCCUGGCCCUCAGCCACCUGGACCUGGGCCGCUGGGGCACAGAGCCCGAGGCGCUCCAGGGGCUGACUACUGCUGCGGGCAGUGCGGGCCGCUGCAGCUCCGAGCUGCAGGCGCUCGUCCUCCAGAACUGUCUGCGGCUGCAUGCGGGCGCAAUCGCAGCUCUAGCUGCGGCCGUGCCCAGCGCGCGCUUUCUCAUGCUGGGCGGCUGCACCCUGGCGCUGGCGGCGUUCGUCAGUCCGCCGGCCGCCAGUGUGCCGCACCUGCCUCAGCCGAUGCUGGACCUGCUACAUGCGGCGUACAAGGCCGCACCCACCAGCACCUCGGCCACGGUUGCGGCCCACAUCGGUGUGGCCCAGUGGCUGCUGGCGGCGGUGCUGAUGCUGCCGCAGCUGGAGGCGCUGGACCUCACCUUCUUUCCCCUGCCACUGGUGGCGGUGGUGCGGCGGGUGCUGACAGACGCGGAGGUGCUAGCCGGGCUGGGGCGCACCCCCGUGGAGGUGUGGGACUUCGCCAGUGACGCCGCCACAGUUGUGGAACAGGCUCGGAGCCUGCUCCGCCGCCACUUGCGGCCUUUGUCCCCGUCAGCGGGUGACGGCGCAGUCACAUGUGACGCGGCCAAGCCCGACAGCAGCGCAGGCUCCGCUGGCGCUCGUGUGGCUGACCUCCUUGCCGAGGAGGCAGUCAGGUGCGUCAUUCGCUGCGCUGUUAACUCCAGCAACACCAGCCGCAGCACGCCGUUGCACAUGGCUGCGAUGACCGGUAAGACCGCCGGGAUCCGCAAGCUGCUGGCGGCGGGCGUCAUUGUCGACGCGCGCGACACCGGGGGCGCCACUGCCUUGUUUUUGGCGAGUGAGGCGGGCCACGCGGACGUGUGCACCGCGCUGCUGGCAGCGGGCGCCGACCCAACCAUCAGCAACGCAGCCGGAGAGUCGCCCAUGUACAUCGCGGCCCUUCGCGGACACCUGGGCUGCGUGCAGGCACUGCUACGGACGUGCACGGCCCGCGGCAUUGAGUGGAUGGACCCCGAGCUGUACGGCGACUCCUGGACGCCACUGCACGCCGCGGCGGUGGCGGGCCGAGAGGACGUGGCGGCCUGCCUGCUGCAGGCUGCCGGCGCGUCGGGCUCUGAGCUGGUGGUGGCGCCCAACAAGUAUGGACAGAGCGUGGUGCACAUUGCGGCGCGCAAGGGCAGCUCGCAGUUGCUGCGGCUGCUUCUCAGCGCUGGCGGUGUGGAGGCGGUGGUGCGGCGUGACGGCAGCGGGGACACGCCGGUAGACGUGGCGAAGAAAAAUAGGCACACGGCAGCGCUGGCAGAGUUCAGGCGCGUGACGGCCAUGGCAUGAGGCCACCAAGCGGUGCGGACAGACCGUUGCAGCAGCAGCCCAGGGCAACAGGGGCGCUGCAAUACUAAGUAUCGCAGCACAGGACUGUCGAGAAUGCAGUUAGAAUCACGUUGCGCGACGGUGUGGUGACAUGUAGGCUGAACGCGCAUGCGCCUGUCGCGAAGGAAAUGCUGGUUUGACAUAGGCUUGGGUGGUACAAUGAUCACGUUUGACAGUAUUGAUUAUGGGGGUUUGGGGUUGUUGCUGUUCGGUGUUACAAGAGGGGGCAAUCUGAGCGCGCACGCACGGAGAGACCACCGAAUGCUGCCAGGGACCAAUUAAUGCCCGAGUUUUUGGGCUGAGCCCCCCGACAACUGUGCUGCGUCUGGCUGCGGUUGGCUCUGCUGUGGCAUCGCGAUUGCUAGGCACCUGGUUUGGCUAUGUGCCUGUGGAAACCGACCCCGGCUAUGUCCGGGCGAUGAGGAUAGCCGGGCGAUGAGGUUGUUCGGCCUCAGACUGUGGAGGGGCUCAGCCCCUUUUCCCGUGACCGGGGAACACUUGUCCCUGCCGCCUACGUUUCUGUAGCGCUCGCGGUUUGCGACAGUAUGGUUUUGGUUUGACAUUGAUAAGUAGGCCUGCCCCUCCCCCAGAAACUGGUUGGGCUGACUAUGAGAUGUGUUGGUGCUUCAUGUGCGCAACACAGCCUCGACACAGUGCCAGGGUUGCACCGUGCGAGGUGUGAUGGUCGCCUGUCCCGGAGUGACAUGUCGUGGUUAAGGCGUGGGCGAGGCGAGACGAGGGUGGGACCGUUUGGUGGGCAUAAUGUACUCACGUGGUCGCCACCGGGCCAUGGUCCCACACGCCGUCUUCAAGUGUUUGGCAAGGGCGAGCCUCCCGCUUGCGGGUGCAGCCACCAUUCACGCGGUAGCGCAUGCGCCCGCAUCCGCGCCACUUCCUUCUUACUUACUUCUUCUACUGGUUCACUACAUGGCUGCGCGCUAUGCUUAACGUCCACUUAUCCG
Chlamydomonas reinhardtii is the source of this 3188-nucleotide messenger RNA. RefSeq lists its product as uncharacterized. The coding region runs from base 205 to 2187 and encodes 660 amino acids. Gene Ontology annotation, molecular function: protein binding. The record is from RefSeq and is a predicted model, not a curated record. Lineage: Eukaryota; Viridiplantae; Chlorophyta; Chlorophyceae; Chlamydomonadales; Chlamydomonadaceae. The transcript has 5 exons.